Messenger RNA from Porites evermanni, 1127 nucleotides. The record is from the annotation of a GenBank genome assembly. NCBI's taxonomy places the organism in Eukaryota, Metazoa, Cnidaria, Anthozoa, Scleractinia, Poritidae.
UGUUCCACCACACAGUUCGACCAUCAGUGUUCCACUGUUCCACCACACUGUUCCACCAUCACUGUUCCACUGUUCCACCACACUAUGCCACCAUCACUAUUUCACUGUUCCACUAACACUGUUCCACCAUCACUGUUCCACUGUUCCACAACACUGUUCCACUAUCACUGUUCAACUGUUCCACUAUACUGUUCCACCAUCACUGUUCCACUGUUCCACCACACUAUUCCACCAUCACUGUUCCACUGUUCAACCACACUGCUCUACAAUCACUGUUCCACUGUUCCACCACGCUGUUCCACCAUCACUGUUGCACUGUUCUACCACACUGUUCCACUAACACUGUUCCACCAACACUGAUCCACCAACACUGUUCCACCAACACUGUUCCACUGUUCCACCACACUGUUCCACUAUCACCGGUUCACUAUUCCACAACACUGUUCCACUAUCACUGUUCCACCAUCACUGUUCCACUGUUCCACCACACUAUUCCACCAUCACUGUUCCACUGUUCCACCACACUAUUCCACCAUCACUGUUCCACUGUUGCACCAAACAGUUCCACCAUCACUGUUCCACGAUCACUGUUUCACUGUUCCACCAACCAUGUUUCACUGUUCCACCACGCUGUUCCACUCUUCCACCUUCACUGUCGCACUGUUUCACCACACUGUUCCACUAACACUGUUCCACCAUCACGGUUGCACUGUUCCACCACACUUUUCCACCAACACUGUUCCACUGUUCCACAAUCACUGUUGCACUGUUCCACCAACACUGUUCCACUGUUUCACCAUCACUGUUCCACUGUUCCACCACGCUGUUCCACUAUCACUGUUCCACAGUUCCAACACACUGUUCCACCUUCACUGUCGCACUGUUCCACCACCCUGUUCCACCAACACUGUUCCACCAUCACUGUUUCACUGUUCCACCAACACUGUUCCACCAUCUCUGUUCCACUGUUCCACCAAACUGUUCCACUAUCACUGUUUCAAUAUUCCACAACACUGUUCCGCUAUCACUGUUCCACUGUUCAACCACACUGUUCCACCAUCACUGUUCCACUGUUCCACCACACUAUUCCACCAGCACUGUUUAACUGUUCCACCACACUCUUCCAC